CCUCAAAAGGCACCUUUACUAUAUAAACAGAAAUGCCUGAUUAAAAUCAUUUAUUGGACAAUGUUACUGGAAAAUGGGAAAUAAACAAGAAACCUAUCUUCUCCUUUUUCUUUUCCUGAUCUUAGCUGCUUUAUCAUCUCAAGUCUAUUGUUUCUCUAGUGAUUUUUCAAUACUAGACAGACCAAAUGAGUUCAUAUCAGAUGGAAGAGUUUUCCAACUGUUCCAAGAAUGGAAACAGAAGCAUGGGAAAGUUUACAAGGAUGAGAAAGAGGGGGAAAUGAGGUUGGAGAAGUUUAGAAGGAGUGUGGAGUAUAUAGUGGAAAAGAACUCAAAGAGGAAGUCACCUUCAGACCAUUUGGUUGGUCUGACCAAUUUUGCUGAUAUGAGCAAUGAGGAGUUCAGGGAAGUUCAUGCUUCAAAGAUAAAGAUACCCUUUAACAAGAGACAGAUUAUUCAGAUGAAGAAUGUGGAAACAAAUCCAACUCCAAUUUCUUGUGAUGCUCCUCCUUCAAAGGAUUGGAGGAAACAUGGCGCUGUCACUGAGGUCAAGAACCAAUACCUAUGUGGAGCUUGCUGGGCAUUUUCAGCAUGUGGAGCCAUGGAGGGAAUAAAUGCAAUAGUUACUGGUGAACUUAUUAGCCUUUCUGUCCAACAACUUGUCAAUUGUGAUAAUUCAAGCAAUACCGGCUGUUAUGGUGGGUAUAUGGACCCUGCUUUUGAGUGGGUAAUCAAUAAUGGUGGCGUCAAUUCAGAAGUUGAUUAUCCAUACACAGUCUCUCAAGGCGCAUGCAAUAUCACCAAGGUGAACCAUAAGGUUGUAACAAUUGAUGGAUACCAAGAUGUUCCACCGGACGAAACUGCCCUUCUUUGUGCUGUUGCUCAACAACCUGUCAGUGUGGGCAUCGAUGCAACGAGUGCUGAUUUUCAACUAUAUAGAGGGGGAAUCUAUGAUGGAAGUUGCUCUAGUAGUCCAGAUGACUUAAGCCAUGGAGUACUGAUAGUAGGAUAUGGUUCUGAAGGAGAUGAUGACUACUGGAUAAUCAAGAAUUCAUGGGGUACAUCAUGGGGAAUGGAGGGGUAUGGAUAUAUAAGAAGAAAGAGUGAUUUGCCAUAUGGUGUUUGUGGCAUUAAUUCCAUGGCUUCUUAUCCGACGAAGGAGCUGUAUUCUGCACUAUCUCCUUAUCUGUCUCCGCCCGUUACACCACGUCCUCCACCAUCCCCUCCGCCCCCUCCACCACCUUCUGCACCAUUUCCUUAUCCGUCUCCAGCCGUUCCAUCAUCCCCU
This is a messenger RNA of Lycium ferocissimum, 1285 nucleotides long. RefSeq names its product zingipain-2-like. The record is from RefSeq and is a predicted model, not a curated record. Gene Ontology annotation, cellular component: lysosome. The annotation marks the transcript as partial. NCBI's taxonomy places the organism in Eukaryota, Viridiplantae, Streptophyta, Magnoliopsida, Solanales, Solanaceae. Gene Ontology annotation, molecular function: cysteine-type endopeptidase activity. The transcript has 4 exons.